Guyanagaster necrorhizus is the source of this 1560-nucleotide messenger RNA. RefSeq lists its product as uncharacterized. Gene Ontology annotation, molecular function: RNA binding; zinc ion binding. Lineage: Eukaryota; Fungi; Basidiomycota; Agaricomycetes; Agaricales; Physalacriaceae. Gene Ontology annotation, cellular component: spliceosomal complex. The coding region runs from base 1 to 1560 and encodes 519 amino acids. Gene Ontology annotation, biological process: mRNA splicing, via spliceosome. The record is from RefSeq and is a predicted model, not a curated record. The transcript is spliced from 7 exons.
AUGGACUCCAUCAUCGAAGUGCAACGACAGACGCACGAAGAAAUCGAACGCUUUGAGCGCGCAUUGUACACCAUACUCUCGCGGCCGCAUUCUACCCAGGAAACUAGGCUGCAAAAUGAGCACAGAGCGUCACAGAUGCUAGAACGCAUUUCAUCACGGGCGACGACGUUGAACAACCUAUACGUGGACGAGGCAGCACGCAAGGCUGAGAUAGAUGUCUUGUCAGUGUCUUCGCAACCCAACGACCUGUCAGAGUUCUAUGCGCGGUUGGUUAAAAUACAAGAGCACCACAGCAAGUAUCCUGAUUCUGUCCCAGGGGGGUUCGGUCUUGAACUGGCGACGCUGUUGGAAGAGCCAAAUCAAGACGGGGACGAUGAUUACGAGGAGGAAGACCCCGUUUCCCUGUUAUUCUCUGGGGAAGAGGCAUAUGGGAAAUAUCUCGAUUUGUAUGUCAACCAUACUGCAUACUGCAAUAUCAAGAAUGUUGGCAAGCGACCAGGAUACCUCCAGUAUCUAGACUUGCUGAUGACGGCCCAAAGCGGUCUUAUUCACCAAGAGUUGUCGAAGGAGGCACGUUUUACAAAGGACUAUGAAAACUAUAUAACCAAUCUUUACACAUACCUCUUGUCUUUUGCAAGGCGCACACAGCCUUUGGUUGAUAUCAAUGUUCAGCAACAAGAAGCAGAGACAGAGUUCACCAAACUUUGGGACGCAGGGGAGUUGAAGGCUUGGGAAGAGCCCAGCUCAAAGUCACAGGCAAAUGGCGAAUCUGGUGGAAUUUGGUGUAGUGCUUGCCAAAAGCAUUACAGCAAGCAGACUGUAUACGAUGCUCAUCUUACUUCAAAAAAACACAUCAAAGCCUCUGCAAGGCAGGUCGAAACUGGUGAAGCACCCGCAAACCCAAACGGAACCCACACCCCAUCCCAAACUAAGACAGCUCACACUUCCAAUUCUUCUGCAAAGUCUCGUCUUCGGAACUCUGCUCUAUAUACGCACCUUUCCACAGCACUUCUUGUCACACUUAUUCCCUUACUGAACGACACCAAGUCUAAUGUUGAGCGUCGGUUCUCGCUAACGGCUCGUGAACGUGAGCAAGAGCUUCUGGAUCAAGCCAAGCCACCAGCGCCUGUACCAACAGCUGCGGGCGAAAAUGAACAGCAGGAGGAGGAGGAGGAAGAGCGGAUUUAUAAUCCGUUGAAACUGCCACUUGGCUGGGAUGGAAAACCCAUUCCAUAUUGGUUGUACAAGCUUCAUGGUCUGGGGGUUGAAUACCGAUGCGAGAUAUGUUCUGACCAUGUUUAUAUGGGAAGGAAAAACUUUGACCGUCAUUUCCAGGAAUCCCGACAUGCCUUUGGUAUGCGUGCUUUGGGACUUCCCAACACGAAACAUUUCCAUGAGAUUACAAGGAUAGAGGAUGCUCUGUCUCUUGCUGAAAAACUGAAGCAAGAGGGACGCCAUGAAAUUUUUGAGCAGGAAACGAUGGAAGAGCUGGAGGACGAGGAAGGCAAUGUCUAUAACAGAAAGACGUACGAGGACCUCAAGAAACAAGGCCUGAUCUAA